GCCAUCUUUCUAUCCCUCAUACAUACCUAGGUAAAUAAUAAAUACGUCGACGAACCAACCUGUACACUUAUCUCACCUUUCUCUUCUUUUUCAUUGCGAUAAUUCUUCUCAAUUCCUCUAGUCCCGUCGUUUUCCACCCCCUCCCCCUCUAGCCAUCAUGAUGUUGGCCUCAAGAUUCUCCAGAGCUCUUCCCCGAGCAACUCCCAUAGCUGCGCGAUGGGCUGCGCCUCUACGAAAGCCUUUAGGAUCCAGCUUCGCUCGAUAUGAGUCGACGGAAGGAAAGGUUCAAGGUGCCGUCGUCGGUAUCGAUCUUGGUACCACCAACUCGGCCGUUGCUAUUAUGGAGGGCAAGGUGCCCAGAAUCAUUGAGAAUUCUGAAGGUGCCCGAACAACCCCCUCUGUCGUUGCUUUCACAGAAGAUGGGGAACGAUUAGUUGGCGUUGCUGCUAAGCGACAGGCCGUCGUCAACCCCGAGAACACUCUUUUUGCCACUAAGCGAUUAAUCGGACGAAAGUUCAAUGAUCCUGAGGUUCAAAGAGAUAUCAAGGAGGUCCCUUACAAGAUUGUCCCGCACACCAACGGCGAUGCUUGGGUGGAGGCUCGAGGACAAAAGUACUCUCCGUCGCAAAUCGGUGGUUUCAUCCUUCAAAAGAUGAAGGAAACUGCUGAGUCCUACCUGAGCAAGCCCGUCAAGAACGCCGUCGUUACUGUCCCUGCCUACUUCAACGACUCCCAGCGUCAAGCUACCAAGGACGCUGGUCAGAUUGCUGGUCUUAACGUUCUCCGUGUCGUCAACGAACCUACUGCUGCCGCUCUGGCUUAUGGUCUUGAGAAGGAGGCUGACCGAGUUGUUGCCGUCUACGAUCUUGGUGGUGGUACUUUCGAUAUUUCCGUCUUGGAGAUCCAGAACGGCGUCUUUGAGGUUAAGUCUACAAACGGUGACACCCACUUGGGUGGUGAGGACUUUGAUAUCCGCCUAGUCCGCCACAUUGUCCAACAAUUCAAGAACGACACCGGCAUUGACCUAUCUAACGACCGCAUGGCUAUUCAGCGAAUCCGAGAAGCUGCUGAGAAGGCCAAGAUUGAGUUGUCUUCUUCUCUCCAGACCGAUAUCAGCCUGCCUUUCAUCACUGCUGAUGCUUCCGGUCCUAAGCACAUCAACACUAAGAUGACUCGUGCUCAGCUUGAGAGCAUGAUGGAACCCUUGAUCAACAGAACUAUCGAACCCGUGCGUAAGGCUCUCAAGGAUGCCAACCUACAGGCCAAGGAUAUCCAGGAGGUUAUCCUCGUCGGUGGUAUGACCCGUAUGCCCAAGGUUACCGAGUCGGUCAAGAAUCUCUUCGGCCGUGACCCUGCCAAGUCUGUCAACCCUGACGAGGCUGUCGCCAUUGGUGCUGCUAUCCAGGGUGCCGUCCUUUCCGGCGAGGUCAAGGAUCUCCUCCUUCUUGAUGUCACUCCUCUUUCUCUCGGUAUUGAGACCCUCGGUGGUGUGUUCACCCGCUUGAUCAACCGAAACACCACUAUCCCCACCAAGAAGUCCCAGGUCUUCUCUACCGCCGCCGACUUCCAGACUGCUGUCGAGAUCAAGGUCUUCCAAGGUGAACGUGAAUUGGUUAAGGACAACAAGCUUCUUGGUAACUUCCAGCUGGUUGGCAUUCCCCCGGCGCACCGUGGUGUUCCUCAAAUCGAGGUUACUUUCGACAUUGAUGCCGACUCUAUCGUCCACGUGCACGCCAAGGACAAGAGCACCAACAAGGACCAGUCUAUCACCAUUGCCUCCGGUUCUGGUCUGUCCGAGUCUGAGAUCGAACAGAUGGUUCAGGACUCUGAGAGGUUCGCUGAGCAAGACAAGGAGCGCAAGGCCGCUAUCGAGGCUGCCAACCGCGCUGACAGCGUUCUCAACGACACUGAGAAGGCUCUUAACGAAUAUGCCGACAAGCUCGACAAGACCGAGGCUGAUGGAAUCCGGGAGAAGAUUGCUUCUCUACGGGAAUUCGUGAGCAAGAGCCAGUCUGGCGAGGGUACUGCUACCGCUGCCGAGAUCAAGGAGAAGACCGACGAGCUGCAGAUGGCUAGCUUGAACCUCUUCGACAAGAUGCACAAGGCCCGCGCCGAGUCGGGUGAGGCCGGCAGCUCCGAGGCUGGCUCUUCGGAAGCCAAGCCUGAGGAUGAGAAGAAGCCUUAAAUACCCCCCUCCUUUUGUACACGAAACAAUCUCGAUUUAUACUAAUUACCCUCGAGGCGGGAAUUGUAAGAGCUUUUAGCGCUCCAUCACUGUACAUUAACCUGUACUCAUAUUUACCGCCCCCUUUUCUGAAAAAAGAUAGUUCCGCCCACCCAUGAUUCCCCCACC
Molecule: messenger RNA, 2353 nt
Organism: Daldinia caldariorum
Lineage: Eukaryota; Fungi; Ascomycota; Sordariomycetes; Xylariales; Hypoxylaceae
Product: hsp70-like protein
Exons: 4
Coding region: 158-2185 (675 amino acids)
Biological process (GO): protein refolding; cellular response to unfolded protein
Cellular component (GO): mitochondrion; cytoplasm
Molecular function (GO): heat shock protein binding; misfolded protein binding; ATP binding
Source: RefSeq, a predicted model, not a curated record